GUUCGACCGUCGGUUAUUAAAAAAUCCAAAUCCUUAAACCCCUUGCUUCAUCUUCAGUCUCAUCAUCUUCUCUGGGAACUAUGGCUUUCUCUUCCUGUCUCAAAUUCUAUCCAUUUUCAAUCUCUCAAGCUGUAACCCUAACUCAUCAAUCCUUCUCUCUCAAGUUAACUCCUCCUUCUUCAACCAUCUCCUUCGCUUCUCCUCACUCCGCAGCUCUCUCGUCUUCUGAUGUCAAGCUUCUCGACUCACUCCGUAGCCAGCCAGAUGACUCCGCAGCGCUUCGUCUCUUUAAUUUGGCCUCUAAGCAGCCCGAUUUCUCACCUGAACCUGUUUUAUACGAGGAGAUUCUCCUCCGGUUAGGUCGGUCUGGUUCGUUUGACGACAUGAGGAAACUUCUCGACGAUAUGAAGAGGUCGGGAUGCGAAAUGGGUACUUCUCCUUUCUUGGUUUUAAUCGAGAGUUACGCUCAAUUCGAUUUGUACGAUGAGAUUUUAGGUGUUGUUCAUUGGAUGAUUGAAGGAUUCGGGUUGAAACCCGAUACCCAUUUUUAUAACCGGAUGCUGAAUCUUCUCGUUGAUGGGAAUAAUCUGAAGCUUGUUGAGGUUGCUCACACGGAGAUGAGUGUUUGGGGGAUUAAACCAGAUGUAUCUACGUUUAAUGUUUUGAUUAAAGCUUUGUGUAGAGCUCAUCAGCUUAGACCUGCGAUUUUGAUGUUGGAGGAUAUGCCUAGUUACGGUCUUGUGCCUGAUGAGAAGACGUUUACAACGAUUAUGCAAGGGUACAUUGAAGAAGGAGACUUGGAUGGAGCUUCGAGAAUUAGGGAACAGAUGGUUGAGUUUGGUUGUUCAUGGUCUAAUGUCAGUGUUAAUGUUAUUGUUCAUGGUUUCUGCAAGGAAGGGAGAGUUGAAGACGCUCUCAAUUUUAUUCAGGAGAUGUCUAAUCAAGGCGGGUUUUUCCCGGAUCAGUAUACGUUCAACACUUUGGUUAACGGUUUGUGUAAAGCAGGGCAUGUGAAGCAUGCUAUUGAGAUUAUGGAUGUGAUGCUUCAAGAAGGGUAUGAUCCAGAUGUGUAUACUUAUAACUCGGUGAUUUCGGGUUUGUGUAAACUUGGAGAGGUGAAAGAAGCAGUUGAGGUUCUUGAUCAGAUGAUUACUAGAGAUUGUUCACCAAACACGGUCACGUACAACACUUUGAUCAGCACAUUAUGCAAGGAGAAUCAGGUCGAGGAAGCUACGGAGCUUGCCCGCGUUCUCACCAGCAAAGGGAUUCUUCCUGAUGUUUGUACAUUUAACUCGCUGAUCCAAGGUUUGUGUUUGACUAGGAAUCACCGGGUUGCGAUGGAAUUGUUUGAAGAGAUGAGGAGCAAAGGAUGUGAGCCUGACGAGUUCACUUACAAGUUGUUCAGAAUAUGAUUUCCUGUAGAAUUUUGGAGUAAUUUGUUUGCUGGUCAGUCCACUAUAUUUUGCUCAAUAACCAUCCUGGGUCGUAAUUUCAACCA
This is a messenger RNA of Camelina sativa (false flax), 1498 nucleotides long. The record is from RefSeq and is a predicted model, not a curated record. NCBI's taxonomy places the organism in Eukaryota, Viridiplantae, Streptophyta, Magnoliopsida, Brassicales, Brassicaceae.